AAGUCGCGAUUUCUGUAUUGUCCUGUCAAUUGCUAUUACUGCUGCAUUUGUGUGCAUUUGUGAUAAUCGACAGUUGUGUCAUUCACAGCUGUGUUGUUAACAACUUUUGUUUUUUUGUGAAGUUAUGGGAUCAAUUUUUGAAAAAUCAACAAUGUGCCGAAAAAAUAAAGUCAGUAGAAUGGUGGUGAAUUCAAACUCCUAGAAGGCACGAAAGAAAUCACAAGCUUUCAGGAGGCAAAUAUUUCCGACCGAAUCACAAAUAGGACACAAAUUCUAUAAUUCAUUAAAAGUUUUAUUUAUAUUUUGAUAAUAAUAGUAUUUUGGCCCAAACAACAAAUAUCAAGGAAAAAUAUUGCUCAAUUUCGUAUUGAAAAAUAAUUUCUCAAGAAAAAGUAAAUAAAUUCAUCUAUCGCCUGAUAAAAAAACUAAUUGAUUAACUUGGUGAGGAAAAAAUACAAUGGGUUCUGCGAGACCGCAGGACAAGUCUUUAGGUGGUGGAAUUUCCCUUCCUCAAUGGAUGAAAGGAAAAUUCGACAAUAAAUUCGAUUUCGAUGACAGUGCUUUUAGUCCACCUUCACAUGACGAUAAUUUCUUUUAUAUUCGAUACUCCAAGGAUCCGGUGACUGAAAAUGCCUCUGGAUUCACAAAUAUCUCUACUGUAAUCAGUGCAAAUCAAGAAACCAAUCAAGUGCCCUCUGUUAAGUCAAGUGCACCAAAUUUUAAAGACAUUAAAAAAAUCGAUUUUAGUAAACAUCCAAAAGCUUGCCAGGCAUUUAUUCCAAGUGAAUCUAACGAAGGACUAACGUAUAAACCUCCAAAAACUGUAUUGGCAAAUAAUAUCAAGCCAAAAUCAUUGGGUACGGAUGAUGGUUUUCAUGGAACACCAGCCCUCUGUGGCAAGUCAAUUGUCCAUGUAGCAAAUCAAAUAAUGUCCGGCAAAUUAAGUAAAACUAAUUCCAAUUCUGAUUUUCGUUCCGAACAUGCCGACAAUAAUUUUCCAAAAGGAAGUAAAUCCCUUCCUGCAACACCACUUGCAUCGCCCAUGUCAACACCUGACAGUUCGCCAAAAUCACGUAGACGAAUUCAUGGCAAUAGAUUCUUUACCGGUGCUUUUGUUCCCGAUCGUGAAAAAUAUCAGGGUAGUUGGAUAUUAGCUGGAAUUUUGGGACAACCACGUGAAAUUGUAACAUCAAAAAUUGAUGAAGAAGAAGAAAUUUCCCAUGAGAAUAUACCGGCAAGAGUUUUAAGUCGUAAGAAAUCAAUAUCAUCGCAAAAUUUAACAUACGUUGGUAAGGAUGAAAAAACGCCUGAAAAACAAACUGCAACAAGUGUUUUUCAAGCUAAACCAUCUGAACUUCGUGAAAUGAACUUUUGGUCUCCAACUUCCAUGUAAAAAAAUUAUUUUAUUAUUUUUAAAUUUCUUUCUUUUUUCACAUAGUGUGGCUCUUUUUAUUUCAUUUUCUAAAAGAUCUGAUGAUCCGACUAGUUUUUAAAAAAUUUAAAUAGAAUUUAAUUCUUUCACAAUUAUAAGACAAUUCAGUAUCGUCUGAAGCUUUUUAAUUUCGCUAUUCGCACAUAUUUUUUUUUUUUAUUAAUAUGGAUUUUUAGUUCUACUUUUAAAAAUUGUAGUGACAUUUUGAUUAUUUAAUAUCCUUAGAAGGCGAUUUUUAAAUAUUUCAUUAUCUCCCAUACAAUAGUUGAAAUUUUUAAGUAGAUAGUCAAUAAUUUAUACCCAGAAAAACCUUUGUAAAAACUCUUUGAAAAAAAAUAGAUACUAAUUAUUAUUUAUUGAUUAUAUAUUAAAAAAAAAAAAUUUAAGUGCACCUGUUUUAUGAUUGAGAGAUAAAAAACACAACGAAUUUAGUUAAUUUUGGUACAGGUCUACUAACUGAAAGUGAUUAAAAUUUAUUUAUUUUACUAUUUUUUAUCGAUUUUUGAUGAAUAUGCUUUUCUUUUUUAGUUUACUUACGUCAUGUCAACUUUCAAGAAUAGUGAAAUGUUGAUGACAGACGAUAAAAAAAAAAAAAAAAAAAAAAAUUGUACCUGGUUUUUUUUCGAUUAAUUCGAAUUAAGUUUAGAUUAAGUGGAAGAUACAUUGAGAAUAUUGUAAUUCAAAUUAUUAUUUUGCAUUGUGUGUGCAUUUUCAAAAUAACACAUUGUCUAUAAAAUUCAAUAUAUGAACUUAAUAAAAUUGUCUUGGUUAUUUUAAAUUGCA
This is a messenger RNA of Leptopilina boulardi, 2215 nucleotides long. RefSeq lists its product as uncharacterized. The transcript has 4 exons. NCBI's taxonomy places the organism in Eukaryota, Metazoa, Arthropoda, Insecta, Hymenoptera, Figitidae. Bases 458 to 1393 code for a protein of 311 amino acids. The record is from RefSeq and is a predicted model, not a curated record.